Messenger RNA from Dinoponera quadriceps, 915 nucleotides. RefSeq lists its product as uncharacterized. Bases 1 to 915 code for a protein of 304 amino acids. Gene Ontology annotation, molecular function: G protein-coupled receptor activity. Gene Ontology annotation, cellular component: plasma membrane. NCBI's taxonomy places the organism in Eukaryota, Metazoa, Arthropoda, Insecta, Hymenoptera, Formicidae. The record is from RefSeq and is a predicted model, not a curated record. Gene Ontology annotation, biological process: G protein-coupled receptor signaling pathway. The transcript is spliced from 2 exons.
AUGUGGGAAUACGACUUGGAAGCCAUUAACAAAUAUGUGGACGAGAAGUUGCUGCGCGACGAAAUGUAUUCGAACACGACGAAGGACCCCACGAGGUUGAAUAUCAUUAAACCGAUCAUCCCCCAGCCGACACGCCACAUCAUGGAUCUCGUGUUUCUCGUGGCGGGUACCACUUCGAAUGCCUUGCUCGUUCUCGUUAUCCUAGUCAAUUUUUUCAUGCGCACCACCACCAAUUGCUACAUAAUAAGCCUGGUGUGCUCGAACUUAAUAAUCCUGAUCGAACCGCUUCAGCAAAUGUUCCGCUGGAUGUUCGGCGUGUACCUCGGCAUAAAUCUCGACUACGUGUUUUUGGUGACCUUCGAUACGUCCGUGCUGACGAUAGUUCAGCUCAACAUCGAGGCGUACGUGGUGAUCUGCCACAGAAGUUCGCCCCUUUGCGCACCGCUCCUGAAAAUCUCCACGGCGGUGAAGGGCGUCUUGCUCAUCUGGAUAAUGUGCAUCGUACUGACAUGCACGGAAUUGCACUUGUACGAACACUUCAUGAAAGAGAUCAUGCACGAUAUCUGCCUGUCCUCCACCGCUAUGUUCAUAGCGUUCCCGUGUUUUAUUUUCGUUACGCUCGAAUGCUUCAUUCUAUACGACCUGAUAACGAUGAGAUCAAUAGACGGAACGUGCUCGAGCGAAGAUAUCGAGCGUUUCGUCCUGCUGGCCGGCAUCACCGUUGGAUUCGUUCUGUUUAUGAUACCGUAUCGAGCUGCGAGAUCCCUCGCCCUUGUAACAACAUUUUGCUGCGACGACUCGACGAUAGAGGUGGUUUAUGCGAUGGUUAAAAUGUACACCACAAUUUUGCCGUUUACGUGUUACGCGAUAUCGGCGAAAUUCCGUCGAGCGCUCGAGGUUCGUAGACGCAAGUAG